CUCCUUCCAAACCUACAACCUUCCAGUGGUAGACUGGCCGAUGAUGGGACAGUGCAUGCGGACCAGACAAGAGACAAUGGGCUUCCUGUGGUGGACACUGUGGCUUUGCUGGAUUAUACUUCUCAGCUCAAGCCCUGCAGAAGGUCUGAGUCGGGCUGCCUUGCCGUUCGGUCUGAUGCGCCGGGAGUUAGCAUGUGAAGGGUACCCCAUCGAGCUGCGGUGCCCAGGGAGUGACGUCAUAAUGAUCGAGAGCGCCAACUACGGGCGGACUGACAACAAGAUCUGCGAUGCAGACCUCUUCCAGAUGGAGAACGUCGAGUGUUACCUCCCCGACACCUUCAAGAUCAUGUCACAAAGGUGUAACAAUCGCACGCAGUGUGUGGUGGUAGCCGGAUCGGACGUCUUCCCUGACCCCUGCCCAGGGACCUACAAGUACCUGGAGAUCCAGUAUGAGUGCGUCCCCUACAUGGAACAAAAAGUAUUCGUCUGCCCCGGGACCCUGCGCAAGGUCUUCGAGCCCACCAACGUCUUCGAGUCGGAGCAUGAGGCGGGCGCCUGGUGCAAGGACCCGCUGCAGGCCGGCGACCGCAUCUACUACAUGCCCUGGAUCCCGUACCGCACCGACACGCUGACCGAGUACGGCUCGUGGGAGGACUACACGGCCGGCCGCCCCACCACCUCCUACCGCCUGCCGCACCGCGUCGACGGCACCGGCUUCGUCGUCUACGAUGGCGCCGUCUUCUACAACAAGGAGCGCACGCGCAACGUCGUCAAGUUCGACCUGCGCACGCGCAUCAAGAGCGGCGAGGCCAUCAUCGGCGGCGCCAACUACCACGACACGUCGCCCUACCGCUGGGGCGGCAAGACCGACAUCGACCUGGCGGUGGACGAGAACGGCCUCUGGGCCAUCUACGCCACCGAGCAGAACAACGGCAAGCUGGUGGUGAGCCAGCUCAACCCGUACACGCUGCGCUUCGAGGGCACCUGGGAGACGGUGUACGACAAGCGCUCGGCCUCCAACGCCUUCAUGGUGUGCGGCGUCCUGUACGCCGUGCGCUCCGUGUCCAAGGAGGACGACAGCGAGGUCAUCGGCAACACCAUCGACUUCGCCUUCAACACCAACCUCAACCGCGAGGAGCCCGUGUCCAUCGCCUUCCCCAACCCCUACCAGUACGUCUCGUCCGUGGACUACAACCCCCGCGACAACCAGCUGUACGUCUGGAACAACCACUUUGUGCUGAGGUACUCGCUGGAGUUUGGACCCCCCGACCCAACCACAGCACAAGCCACAAUGGCUUCCACAAGCAGCACGGGUGCAGCAAGGCCAACCACAGUCGCCACCACAACCACCACCAGGAAGGCCCCACUUACCACCAUCGCGGUGGGUGCAAUUAACCAGCUGGUCCCAGAGCAGCACCCCAUCACUCCUAAUGUCCCCUUCACAAGUCGGACACCUCUAUCCAACCAGCUGCCUUCGCCGCAGAGGUACUGUGAACCGACUGAGACCAGGGGCAUAAAGUGGCCAUCGACACAGCAAGGUGUUCUGGUGGAGCGACCAUGCCCCAAGGGGACCAAAGGUAUAGCCUCCUAUCUCUGUUUGGUUUCACUCGGACUCUGGAGCCCAAGGGGACCUGACUUCAGCAACUGUACCUCGCCCUGGGUAAACCAAGUAGCACAAAAGAUUAAGAGUGGGGAGAAUGCAGCUAAUAUUGCGAGCGAGCUUUCCCGACACACCAGAGGCCCCAUCUAUGCUGGUGAUGUCAGCUCCUCAGUCAAGCUGAUGGAGCAGCUACUGGAUAUCCUGGAUGCUCAGCUGCAAGCUCUGAGACCCAGCGAGAAGGAGUCAGCAGGACGGAGUUACAACAAGGUUUCAAAACGGGAGAGGACCUGCAGAGCAUACAUAGAGGCUGUGGUACAGACUGUGGAUAACCUCCUGACGGAAGCUCUGGAAUCUUGGAAAGAUAUGAACACAACAGAGCAAGUUCAUACGGCAACCAUGUUAUUGGACAUUUUGGAGGAGGGAGCGUUCUUGCUGGCAGACAACCUGAAGGAGCCAGCAAGAGUCAAUGCCACCACCCAGAACGUUGUGUUGGAAGUGUCUGUACUCAAUACUGAAGGGCAGGUAAAGGAGGUGACAUUUCCACACAGUUAUCUAACGGAGAGCUUUAUCCAUAUCUCCCCGAAUACCAUCAAACAGAACAGCCGUAAUGGUGUUGUGAAGGUGGUGUUAAUUCUCUACAACAACCUUGGCCAGUUUCUGUCGACAGAGAAUGCAACAGUGAGGAUGGGAGCCGACAUCAGCAGCCAGGGCACCUCCAUUGUUGUCAACUCUCAGAUCAUCGCCGCCUCCAUCAACAAGGAAUCCAGCCGGGUCUUCCUCACUGAGCCGGUGGUAUUCACCCUACAACACCUUGAUAUUUAAAUGCUAUUGUCCUCUUUCAGUCGGGAAAACCAUUUCAAUGCGAACUGCUCUUUCUGGAAUUACUCUGAGCGCUCCAUGAUGGGAUUUUGGUCAACACAAGGCUGUCGACUGAUCGAAAGCAACAAGACUCACACCGCUUGUGCCUGCAGUCACCUCACCAAUUUUGCAGUGCUCAUGGCUCACAGGGAGAUUUUGUAUGAAGACCGAAUGCACAGACUACUGCUGUCCGUAAUCACCUGGGUUGGUAUCGUUAUAUCACUGGUCUGCCUCACCAUCUGCAUCUCCACCUUUUGCUUCCUUCGAGGGAUCCAGACCGAUCGCAACACCAUCCACAAGAACCUCUGCAUCAACCUCUUCAUUGCUGAGCUCAUCUUUCUAAUCGGCAUCAAUAAAACCCAAUACCAGGUUGUCUGUCCAAUAAUCGCAGGCUUCCUCCACUUCUUCUUCUUGGCUGCCUUCUCCUGGAUGUGUCUUGAAGGUGUCCAUCUCUACCUCAUGCUUGUUGAGGUCUUUGAGAGCGAGUACUCCAGGAAGAAGUACUAUUACCUCUGUGGUUACUGCUUCCCGGCAUUGGUGGUGGGAAUCUCUGCAGCAAUAGACUACAGGAGCUAUGGAACUGAGAAGGCAUGCUGGCUACGAGUGGACAACUAUUUCAUCUGGAGUUUCAUUGGACCAGUGUCCUUUGUUAUUAUGAUGAACCUGGUCUUCCUCAUGAUCACGCUGCACAAGAUGGUCCGGAGCAACAGCUCACUGAAACCAGACUCCAGCCGGCUGGAGAACAUCAAGUCAUGGGCUCUGGGUGCCAUCGCUCUCCUUUUCCUCCUGGGUCUCACCUGGGCAUUUGGGCUGAUGUUCAUCAAUGAGGAGUCCAUGGUGAUGGCUUACCUCUUUACCACCUUCAAUGCCUUCCAGGGAAUGUUCAUCUUCAUUUUUCACUGUGCCCUCCAAAAGAAAGUCCACAAGGAGUACAGCAAGUGCUUGCGGCAUGCCCACUGCUGCAGCCGCCCUGGGGCCGGAGUCUCCCACGGCAACCUGAAGACCUCCACCAUCCGGAACAGCAGCCGGUACUACACUGGUACUCAGAGUCGGAUCCGGAGAAUGUGGAACGACACCGUUCGGAAGCAGUCGGAAUCUUCCUUCAUGGCGGGAGACCUCAAUAGCACUCCCACCCUAAAUCGAGGAACAAUGGGCAAUCAUCUGCUGACCAAUCCAGUUCUGCAGCCUCGAUCCGGUGCCAGCCCUUACAACACACUGCUGGCGGAAUCCGUUGGAUACAAUGCUCCUUCACCCACAGUCUUCAGCUCUCCAGGGACCUACAGAGAGACAAAGCACCCGGUCAACAUGACGAGGGACCCGUGUGCCGUCGACACGCUGCCCCUGAACGGCAACUUCAACAACAGCUACUCCUUCCGAAACAACGACUUCGCCACGGACGGCACCCCCCUCACCGACUGCCGGCGCAACCUCAGCGACGCCGCCUUCGAGAAGAUGAUCAUCUCCGAGCUGGUCCACAACAACCUGCGGUCCGGCGGCAAGAGCCUGCCCGGAGAGCAGGGCGCCCCAGUCAGCGGCGGAGGCGGUGCCACCAGCAGCGAAGACGACGCCAUUGUCCCCGACGCCCCCUCGCUCACCCAGGAGGACAACAUCGAGAUCGAGCUGAUGUACAAGGCACUGGAAGAGCCUUUGCUCCUACAGCGUGCCCAGUCCCUGCUCUACCACAGCGACCCUGAGCUGGAGGAGUCGGAGAGUUACACUGCCGAGAUCACAGACGGGCUGGACGGCCAACUCCAGUCCCCAAACAGAGACUCCCUCUACACCAGCAUGACCAACCUAAGAGACUCUUCCUACCCUGACAGCAGCCCGGAGGUGAUCGGAGAGACCGCCCCCCACUCCCAAGGCAAUGACGAGAUGUACUACAGCACCAGACCCAACCUGGUGUUCAGAAGCCAGCUACAGGCGUACUACCAGUCCAGGAGAGGCAGCAAUGACGGCUACGUGGUGUCAGUUGAUGUGGAUGGCUCGGUGCCGGAAGGUGACGGACAAAUGCAACUGGUAACGAGUCUCUGAAAUGUAAGGUGGGGGGUUGGGGGCAAUUCAUGGACCCCGGGUAGAGGGUGCCCUUAGUUCUGCCGGUGACGUAGGGCUGUGAUUUGUACAGAGGACCAACCCUUGUUGGAGCAGGGCUGCUGGUUUUACUUUGCUGUUGGAUGUAUCGGACUGUAAUAACCCUUGGGAUCAUCUGUUAGAUAAACUACUACCUCCAGCCAACUUCUCCCAACCUCGGGUGGAACUUGGUAAAUUGGGAUAUCCCCGGUUCCACCAAAGGUGACUGAGAAUUCAUCACUGCUU
Molecule: messenger RNA, 4771 nt
Organism: Pristis pectinata (smalltooth sawfish)
Lineage: Eukaryota; Metazoa; Chordata; Chondrichthyes; Rhinopristiformes; Pristidae
Product: adhesion G protein-coupled receptor L1-like
Biological process (GO): adenylate cyclase-activating G protein-coupled receptor signaling pathway; heterophilic cell-cell adhesion; cell surface receptor signaling pathway
Cellular component (GO): postsynaptic density; presynaptic membrane; axon
Molecular function (GO): G protein-coupled receptor activity; carbohydrate binding; latrotoxin receptor activity
Source: RefSeq, a predicted model, not a curated record